ACGCAUAUUUGGAUUGCCAUCCAUGCACAAACAUUGUUGCAUUGUGGAAUGUAUACAACACGCCGUCCAUAUCAUUAUCAUCAGUUUGGCAACAGAAGCAUGGCGGAGAGCGGUGAGAGCAGCAGUCCCAAGGAGAGGUCCAUGAUGGAAAAGUGGGUCAAGAUAGGAGGAGUGGUCUCCUUGUAUUGGUUUGUCUCCAUUUCUAUGGUGUUUCUCAACAAGUAUCUGCUCAGCAGUAAAGAUUACAAGUUAGAAGCUCCUCUGUUCAUCACUCUCUCUCAAUGCACUGUUGCCGCGGUAGUGUUUGCUAUUUUUAUGUCAAUAAGCAGGCUCAAACCUGGCUUAGUAAACUUUCCACCCCUGGAGUUGGACUAUACCAUUGUUCUAAAAGUGCUACCCGUAUCCUUGGUGUUUGUAGGUAUGAUUGUAUUCAACAACCUCACGCUCAAGUACCUCGGGGUGGCCUUCUACAACGUUGGCCGUUCCCUCACUACCGUCUUCAAUGUGUGCUUGUCCUACCUUGUCCUUGGACAGAGGCUCUCAAUCCAAGUGAUUGGCUGCUGUGCUGUGCUCGUCUCUGGCUUUCUGCUGGGACUCUUGGAGGAGAAAGAAAGUGUAGAUAAUCUAUCACUCCUUGGAGUGGCGUGCGGUGUGUUGGCCUCUCUCUGUGUCGCUAUGUACGCCAUCAUGACCAAGAAAGUACUACCAGUUGUCGAUAACAACAUAUGGCGGCUUCAAUUCUACAACAAUCUCAAUGCCAUCCCAAUUCUACUGAUACUGAUGUUGUUGCUAGGGGAAUUCCCCAUUCUCAGCGCCUUCUCGCAUUUGACAGAUAGAUAUUUCUGGAUGCUCAUGUUGAGCUCCGGGUUGCUAGGCAUCGCUAUCGGUUACGUGACCUCUCUACAGAUACAAGUCACGAGUCCUCUCACCCAUAACGUCAGUGGUACGGCAAAGGCUUGUGCUCAGACUAUUUUAGCAUGUGUAUGGUUUGGCGAGGUGAAACCUGUUCUGUGGUGGGCGAGCAACUUUAUGGUCCUUGGAGGAUCCUCUGGGUACACUUAUGUGAGAAUGUCCGAAAUGAAAGCUGAGAAAGAAGCCUCUAAGCAACUAACUGUUGAAGACGGCGAGAACAAUUCAAAAUCAUGAUUAAAAGGCCCUUUGAUAUAAAUUAUUAUUUUAUGAUAUAUAUAUUUCUUUUAUUAUUGGCAUGAUACUUAUAUAUAAUAGUAUGAUUGUAAAGUAUUAAUACAUAAUGUUGACAAAUUAUUAUACGGAAUUAAAAAUAUUCAAUAUUCCA
Molecule: messenger RNA, 1297 nt
Organism: Halichondria panicea
Lineage: Eukaryota; Metazoa; Porifera; Demospongiae; Suberitida; Halichondriidae
Product: GDP-fucose transporter 1-like
Exons: 5
Coding region: 49-1146 (365 amino acids)
Biological process (GO): GDP-fucose import into Golgi lumen; protein O-linked glycosylation via fucose
Cellular component (GO): Golgi apparatus
Molecular function (GO): GDP-fucose transmembrane transporter activity; antiporter activity
Source: RefSeq, a predicted model, not a curated record